AUGGGGGCCGUGGCGUCAUUCUUUGGGGGGCUAUGUGGAGGAGAGAAAGUGAAAGAGGAGGAGCGGUUUCUACGUGCCAAUGACCGACCGUUUAACUUGUCUUUUAACUAUGCGGACAAUUCCAUAAAGACGUCCAAAUACAACAUCUUCACCUUUCUGCCGCUGAAUCUGUUUGAGCAGCUUCAGCGACUCGCCAAUGUCUACUUCUGCUUCCUCUUCGUCCUGCAGCUGAUCCCUCAGGUCUCCUCUCUGUCCUGGUUCACCACCGCAGUCCCUCUCUCUCUGGUGCUGGGAAUAACAGCAGUGAAAGAUGCAGCCGAUGACAUUAACAGACACAAGAGCGACAGGCAGGUAAACAACCGGGAAGUGGACGUCCUGCUGAACGGAGAUAUAAAAAAGGAAAAAUGGAAGAAUGUGAAAGUUGGAGACAUCAUUAAACUGGAGAAUAAUGACUUUGUGACUGCCGAUCUGGUUCUGUUGUCGAGCAGUGAACCUCUCAACCUGGUGUAUGUGGAAACAGCAGAGCUAGACGGUGAAACUAACUUGAAGGUGCGACAGGCCCUCACAGUCACAGGAGAACUGGGAGAAAACAUAGAAUCCCUGACCGCCUUCAAUGGUGAAGUGAGAUGUGAACCUCCCAACAAUCGUCUGGACAAGUUCAAAGGGACACUGACUUACAGUGGACAGUCCUAUGCCCUGGACAACGACAAGGUGCUGCUGCGAGGAUGCACUCUGAGGAACACGGAGUGGUGCUACGGCAUUGUCAUCUUUGGAGGUGCCGACACAAAGCUGAUGCAGAACAGUGGAAAGUCAGUGUUCAAAAGGACCAGUGUGGACCAUCUCAUGAAUGUCCUGGUGCUCUGCAUCUUUGGUUUCCUGGCCUUCAUGUGCACAGUCAUGGCGAUUGGAAAUGCCAUAUGGGAGUCCAGGGAUGGCUCCAGCUUCGUGGUGUUCCUGCCGUAUGAACAAGGGGCCAGUUCUCAGCUCUCGUCGUUCCUCUCCUUCUGGAGCUACGUCAUCGUGCUCAACACUGUGGUGCCCAUUUCUCUCUAUGUCAGGUACAAUUAA
Molecule: messenger RNA, 1068 nt
Organism: Knipowitschia caucasica
Lineage: Eukaryota; Metazoa; Chordata; Actinopteri; Gobiiformes; Gobiidae
Source: the annotation of a GenBank genome assembly